This is a messenger RNA of Ilex paraguariensis (yerba mate), 459 nucleotides long. NCBI's taxonomy places the organism in Eukaryota, Viridiplantae, Streptophyta, Magnoliopsida, Aquifoliales, Aquifoliaceae. The record is from the annotation of a GenBank genome assembly.
UUAGGUGGGCCUACGUGGGAUUUUCAAUUAGGCAGAAGAGACUCAACCACAGCAAGUUUAAGUGCAGCAAACAACGACCUCCCAGGACCUUCUUUGGAUCUUUCCGCCCUCAUAUCUGCCUUCGCAAAGAAAGGCUUUACUGCCCAUGAAAUAGUUACUCUCUCGGGAGCUCACACCAUAGGCCAAUCCGGGUGUCGAUUCUUUCGAAAUCGUAUCUACAAUGAGAAAAACAUCAACACUAAAUUUGCAACGCUUCGGAAAUCAAACUGUCCAAGAACCAGCGGCGACAACAACCUCACCCCUUUUGAUGUUACCAGCCCUGUUCUUUUCGACAACGCUUAUUUCGGUGAUUUGGUGAUAAAAAAAGGCCUCCUGCAUUCUAACCACAACUCUUCAACAAUGGUUCCACUGACUCUCAGGUCAUCACUUACAACAUCAGCCAAGCAACUUUCUUCAUAG